Messenger RNA from Calidris pugnax (ruff), 610 nucleotides. RefSeq names its product late cornified envelope-like proline-rich protein 1. NCBI's taxonomy places the organism in Eukaryota, Metazoa, Chordata, Aves, Charadriiformes, Scolopacidae. The record is from RefSeq and is a predicted model, not a curated record. The coding region runs from base 1 to 318 and encodes 105 amino acids. The transcript has a single exon.
AUGUGCUCCCGCGGGUCCUGCCACGACUAUAGCUCUUCCUGCCACGGAUCCAGCUCUUCCUGCCAUGGAUCCCGCUCCUCCUGCCACGACUCCAGACCCUCCUGCCAUUACACCAUCCAGAGGCAGCCCGUGCAGAAGUACAGCUACGUGACACCCUGCUGCCCCCCCGUGCAGCAGUAUUGCCCCCCUGUGCAGCGUUACUGCCCCCCUGUGCAGCGUUACUGCCCCCCCGUGCAGCCCUGUUGCCCCCAGGUGCCCUACUGCCCCCAGUACACCAAGAACAUCUGCAACCUGCCACCAAAAUGCCCCAAGUACUAGAAGCAGGAUCCGAACUCCAUCACCUGGACCCACCGGCUCGCUCCUCUCGUGGACGCCGUGUCCAUGGAUCGUCUCAUCCUUGCUGAAUCCCUGGGUCUCUGCCAUGUGUCUCACCGCUGGCCUGGGUGAAGCAUUCCCCUAAUUAUCAUCCAAGGUGUCAUUCUUUCUAAUUAUUCAGGAAAUGUGCUUUUUAAUUAUUCAGCGUAUAAUUACUGUUGGAAAUCUUUCUGUGCCGUGCACUUCUUUUUUCAGACUCAUCUGGGUGUGGGAAACAAUAAAUCUUAAAUUUCAU